Messenger RNA from Cavenderia fasciculata, 3006 nucleotides. RefSeq lists its product as uncharacterized. Bases 1 to 3006 code for a protein of 1001 amino acids. The transcript is spliced from 11 exons. The record is from RefSeq and is a predicted model, not a curated record. Lineage: Eukaryota; Evosea; Eumycetozoa; Acytosteliales; Cavenderiaceae.
AUGGAUGGUGCAGUAGGUGCACGAGGACAUCAAGACAACAUCCAACACAUUCUAUCGGCCUUGAAAAGGAUUAAUUCCUUUCCUGUGUCGAUCAGUGAAAUGUCUAUCACCGCCGGGUUGACAAAACAGGGAUUGAUGAUCAAUGAUCAUGUCUUCUCGUCUAUCCAGGGAGCUUUCCUCCCUCUUGACCCCAUUGAACUCAAUGCAAUUCAAUUUAUAGCAAAGCAAUAUGGUAUAGAUGGUAUUGAUUUCACGGGUGCAAAUAUUUGUAGUUCACCAUCAUUUACUUGUUUGCCUGUCGGUCAAGCAUCACGUAUACAACAUAUAAAUUUAGAUGUAACAACAUUUAAACCAUUGGGUCAACCCGAUGUCAUAUCGGAAUUCCCAUUUGCAAUGUUAAAGACCUUUAGAUUGAAAGCUGCUAAUCAAGUAGCCAACCCAUCAAUCAAUAUAUUAAAUCUAAUAGUUCAAUUGGAUUAUCUUGUUGAUUUAUCAAUUAUAAAUGAUCCAUCAAUAACUUCAAUACCAAUUAUAUUCCCAAAUGAAAUGUUAAGACUUGAAACAAUCAUUUUUGACAAUUGUACAAAUCUUACUCAUAUCGAUCCAUUCUUUGAUAGUUUAACCGACAUUUUGAGUCUAUCCAUCAAAAGAUGUCCGAUUAAUCGAAUUGUCAUCAACGAGACCACCUCUUUACCAUUUCUAACCACAUUGGAUUUAGAUCUAGUUGAUAGCACCUCUGACUCUAACCCCAGCGGUCCUACUGCGAGUGACAUGUUAAAACUAUCUUUUGGUUUAUCUUCAUUCCCCAAAUUAUCACUAUUGGUAUUAUCAAUGACUGGUAAUGGUAAUCCUCAAGUUAUUCUCAAAUCUGAUCUAUUACUUUUAUCUCAAGUUAAUUUAAUAACAACAGGAACUGGAACUGGUGGAUUUAAACUUGUCCCACAAAACCCAUCAAUCAUUAAAAAUAUAGCAAUCAUAGGAAAUUCAUAUAUAGAGGCGUUUACGGCAAGUUCGUAUACUAGUUUGUUAUCAUUAAAUUAUUUAUCAACUCAAUUGAUAUCUUAUCCAUGGACUAGUGGGUCGUUUACUACCCUAAAACAACUUGGUUUCAAAGAUUCACAAUUCUCUACUAUCCCAUCAACACCAAUCAUUCCAUCAAUGCUUAAUUAUUUGAAUUUUAAAAAUAAUGUUUUAACAACUAUUGAAUGGCAAGCAUUCCAAGGUAUAUUUGGAGAUUCAACGAGUUUGUUUAAUUUAGGAUUGGAUUUAUCAGAUAAUAGUAAUCUUGUUACUACAAUUCCCAAUAGCAUGUGUAAUAAUAUUGGGUUGUUGGAUAUUCGUAAUACUAGUAUCACCGAGUUACCAUCAUGUCUAAUCUGCUAUUUACAAGAUACUGAUCAUAUUCAAACCGAUAUUAUUAUGCCUCCAAACUACUCUUGUGACAUUACAAUCGUUUCAACACUACUAGUACUUGAUAAUAGGGUCGGUAUCAUUCAAGGUAGUUUAUUGGGAUUUGGUAUUAUUAGUGAAUCAUAUAAAACUCUCCCUAUAGUUCCCCAAACUAAAUUAAAGAUAAUUUGGAAUAAUUAUUUAUAUACUGAAAAGACCAAUUAUCAAAUAUCAUUUAGUCAAUAUUAUCCAGAGUAUACUAAAACACUCGAUGUGAUAGAGGCUGCAUGUCCAUAUUUAACAUCAGCUCAAUACGAUCAUGAUAAUCAUUCAAUUAUAUCAUUGUUUGGCAAUUUUGGGUCAUCAUUAUCACACGUUUCAGUACAAUUAAACAAUUCUAUUCCAUGUAAAUUAGAAUCUGUCACUUCGAAGCUAAUUGUUUGUUUACUUUUAGAGCGACCCAAUCUUGGGUUGACAGAUGUAAAGAUUCAGGUAAACAAUAUAGAUUACCUCGCCGUAGCAGCCCUCUGCUUUAAAAACCAUACCCAUCGAACUGAACAACAAUGCUUGGUCAACAAUUGUUAUCAAAGAGGUCACUGUGAGCCAAAUGGUCGUUGUAUUUGUGAUGAUCUAUCUUAUAAUCCUGAUGAUGAUUGUUUAACUAAAUAUGCAAAUAUAACAUUUAAUCCAAAUACAACAGCACCAACAACAUCAUUUGAUAUUGAUGGAGUUGGAUUUCAAUUUGAAAUGGUUGCCAUUCAAGAAUUGGAUAUUGACGAGUCGGUCAUCAACGAAUUAUUUACAAACAGUGGUGAUUGGGAAUCAACUAUUACAACCAAUACUAUUAAUAAUGAUACUGAUACAUUGGUAGUAUAUAAACAUAAUGCUUCUUCUUCUUCUUCAUCAUCUUUAACAUCUCAUAGACGAGGUCAUCGUCAAAUACAUAAUAAUAAUAAUAUUAACAUUACAGCAACACUUUCAUAUUCGACAAGAGAACGUCAAGUUGAAUUUGCAUCACAUACACUUCACCUUCACCCCAACACUGUCAAGAUGACGGUCUAUAUUGAAAAUUGGACCUACGUUUCAUCAGUCAGUACACUGAGGGCUGUUUUUAGAACAAGAUUAAAUAGUCAGAGUCAAUUGAUUGACAUUGGAUGUGACCAACCAAUGGAAAUCACACCACUCCAAUUUGGAAGUCUAUCGUCAUCACUGCAAUAUCUUCGUGUCGUCAAAGACUCUGUACAGUUUAAUAGUAGAUUUGUAGACUAUGUAGUAUCUGAUGGCAAAACAACAUUCUCCAAAACAAUUAUCAUCAAUCAAACUACUGUCGAGGGUAGCCCGGACCAACUAUCGACACUCAUCGGUAUUAAUCUACCUCAAUGUGCAUCAUGUGUGAUCGAUCCCGAUUUCACUCCACUGACUAUCGACAAUCAUGCCAUCUCUUGUGGUCGUAAUUCUCAAGUACCCGAUACAUGGAAGAUUGUAGUAGGAUGUGUAGUUGGUGGUGUAGCAGCCGUUGCUGCUGCCAUUGGAGGUAUCUUUUUAUGGAAAACUAAAAAACAACAAAAGAAUACAAUUGAUAGUGGAAAUAUGAAAUUAAAAGAAUUACAAUAUUAA